Messenger RNA from Cucumis sativus (cucumber), 2002 nucleotides. Its product is annotated as amino acid transporter AVT1C. The transcript is spliced from 13 exons. The record is from RefSeq and is a predicted model, not a curated record. The coding region runs from base 61 to 1755 and encodes 564 amino acids. Lineage: Eukaryota; Viridiplantae; Streptophyta; Magnoliopsida; Cucurbitales; Cucurbitaceae. Gene Ontology annotation, cellular component: plasma membrane.
AGAGAACUCAAAAUCAGAGCUAAGUAAGGAGAGGAAGAAGAUUGGAAGAGGAAGGAUAAUAUGAAGAGUUCGGUAUCGGAACAGAGUUUUUUGUAUGAGAGUGAAGAUGAAGAAGAGGAUCAGGAGAAUGUAGUAGUGAACAAAGAUGAAGAAGAUGGAAAUGAUUCAGAUGCUUCCGAUGAUUCGACUGAAAAUCAGAGACGACGAAGCAAGCCUGAUUCGUACACUACUACUUGGCCACAAAGUUACAGACAGUCGAUGGAUAUGCUUGGCAGUGUGCCAUCACCUAACAUUGGGAUAUUAGGAACAUCAUCUUUAACAAGAUGGGGAAGCUCAUUUCUAUCCUCCUCCUUAACAAGAAGGCAUACUCCAGACACGUUAACUUCAACCUCAAAACCGUUGCUCCCCACAGUGACUGACGAGAAUAAAGACGAGCAGCAACCACAGCCACCGCUAUCGCAACGACUAAGCUCUCACUCUCUCAUUCUCCCUUUCACUUCAAGGCGACCAUCAGGCAUAAAAAAGGAUGACAAACCUUCCAAAGUUACACACGAGUUUCCCACUGCUCGUCGAAGCUCAUUUAGUCAAGCCAUGCUUAAUGGUGGAAAUGUGCUAUGUGGGGUUGGAAUACUAACGACGCCUUAUGCAGCGAAAGUGGGAGGAUGGCUUGGACUUUCCAUUUUGUUACUAUUUGCUGUGAUCUGUUACUACACUGGACUCCUCCUCCGUGACUGCAUGGAAAGUAGACCAGAGCUCGAUACUUACCCAGACAUUGGCCAGGCAGCCUUUGGCACCACGGGUCGAAUCGUAAUCUCGAUAAUAUUGUACCUGGAAUUAUACGCUUCUUGUAUUGAGUACAUAAUCUUGGAGAGUGAUAACCUGUCUUCUCUAUUUCCAAAUGCGCACUUAAAUGUUGGUGGAUAUGAGUUAAAUGCACACCUUUUAUUUGCUUUGAUGACUACUAUUGCUGUUCUUCCUACUGUUUAUCUCCGGGACCUAUCCGUUCUUAGCUACAUCUCCGCUGGUGGAGUUAUUGCAUCAAUAUUGGUAGUACUUUGCUUGUUCUGGAUUGGAUUGGUUGAUGGGGUCGGUUUCCAAGGGAAGGAGACAACAACUUUACUGAAUCCUGCAACCCUUCCUAUUGCUAUUGGACUUUAUGGCUAUUGCUAUUCUGGACACGCUGUUUUCCCCAAUAUUUAUAGUUCAAUGUCAAAGCCAAGUCAAUUUCCUUCAGUCCUCUUAACAUGUUUCGUUGUUUGUACUUUGAUGUAUGCUGGGGUUGCUUUUGUGGGAUAUUCAAUGUUUGGAGAAUCAACGAUGUCACAGUUCACUCUCAACUUGCCAACGAACUUGGUUGCAUCAAAGAUCGCCGUCUGGACUACGGUGGUUAACCCAUUUACCAAGUAUGCAUUGACAUUGACCCCAAUUGCACUGAGUCUAGAGGAGCUGAUACCAUCAAAUCAUCCUCAGUUUCUUAUAUUCUCAAUCCUUAUAAGAACUGCUCUUGUCGUCUCUACCUUGCUUGUGGGUCUUGCCAUCCCUUUCUUCGGUUUGAUUUUGUCGCUUAUUGGGUCACUUCUCACCAUGUUCAUUAGUUUAAUACUUCCUUGUGCUUGUUUCCUGAGCAUCCUCAAAGGGAAAGUAACACGUUUGCAGGGAAUAGUGUGUGUGAUAAUAAUGGUAAUAGGGCUGAUAGCAGCAGCCUUUGGAACUUACUCAUCCGUGUUAAAAAUCGUCCAGAAUUUGAGUACCUGACCAAUUUGGCAAUUUUAUUCCACCAAAUAAACCCUGCUUUCUUUUUUAUUUAAUUGUUCUUCCCUUUCCCUUUUCCACUUCUAAUUUUGAUCUUUAAUUUUUAUUUCACCCAUUUUUUAUAGUUACUACAAUUUCUAAUAUAGAGUUUUGUGUGUUUGUUUUUCUUUCUUUUGAUGUUUUUCAAUAUACUAUUUUUAUAAUAAAAGUUUACUACCAAUGGAAUUUUGCUACCGCUUUAAUUCUUAAA